UGAUGUGCCCCACCAAUUUACAGACCCCACCCAGCCCACCAACCCACGUUUAAAUCUUUAGUUCGCAUUAAAACACAGCUUGGAACCGAUAAGACUAAAAUAUUUCUUAUCGGCAUUAUAUCAAGAUACCGUGGACCUCGAGACCAAUCCGUCUCUAACCUUCGCUCGUUACCUAGGCAAUUCCGUAACUCCAACAUUCCCCAUCAUGGCACCAAGACGGCCAGACAAAAAGUCUAAAAAACAAAAAGGCGGCAUAUCCCGGGCCGCGGGCGGCGACUCUAAGCCGGUCUCCUCCCAGGUCCUCGUCAAGGCCGCAGAGUUCCAGCUCCAGGAGGGGAACAUUCAGGAAGCGGCAGCGCUGGCACAGAAGGCGCUCGAACAGACUACCAACGACUCCGACGACCAAUUGCUUGCGCUGAACUUCCUCGGGCAGAUUAAUCUAGAGCUAGGCGACUUCGAAGCCGCGAGGGAACACUUCUUGCGCGCGGUCAAGAUCGACGAGGAUGGGAGCAAGGAUGAGGAAGUCGGUGGCGGGCCUGAGAAGUUCUUGUGUCUGGCACAAUUAAGCGAAGAAGGUGGGCGGGAUAGUGUGACUUGGUUCGAGAGGGGGGCUAAGGCGCUUAAGGCGCAGAUUGCGGCAAAAGAGGAGGCGCGAGGUUCGAGGAGGAAAAGCGAUGAUGCGGGGACGGCGAUAUUUCUUGAUGAGCUGAAGAAGAAAUUGGCGAUGACGCUGUGCUCGGUUGCGGAAGUUUACAUGACAGACCUGUCGUGGGAAGAAGAUGCCGAGCAGCGCUGCGAGGCCCUUGUUACUGAAGCCACGUUAGUUGCGCCCGACUUCGCGGAGACUUGGCAGACAUUGGCCAAUGUGCGGAUCUCGCAGGAGAGGAUGGACGAUGCGAAGGCUGCGCUUACGAGGAGUCUGGAGCUGUGGAAGGACUUGCCCCCCGAAGACCCAUCCGUACCAGAUUUCCCUAGCAGAGUCGGUCUGGCGAGACUACUCAUGGAGGUGGGAAUGGAGCAAGAUGCGAUCGAAGUUCUCGAGAGACUGGUCGGCGAGGAUGACCAGAGCGUCGAGGUGUGGUACCUAGGUGGCUGGGGUCUCUACGUCAUGGGCGAGAAGCAGAAAGCGGCGAAGUCUAGCGAGGAAGAUUGGAAGGCCUCGUGGAUAUCGAGUCGCGUGUGGUUGAACCAGUGCCAGCAUCUAUACACAUUACAAGACUACGAAGACGAGCCGCUGGGCGAGCAUGCGAAGGAAUUGCUUUCGCUUAUUGCUAAGGAUCUCGGUGAGGCGCCGAUUGGAGAAGAAGGCGAUGAGGAUGAGUGGGAGGACGACGAUAGUGAUGCGGAGAUGAAGGAUUAGGAUUCUUCAUGGCAAUGGGUUCACUAUAAAUGGAAGAUACCACGAGACUUAGGGAGUCCUAUCUUGGCAUGAAACGGCGUUACGGAUUUAAAAAGGGGCAGACUGCUUUCAUCAGAUCCAUAAAUGAAUGAGACGAUUCUCUGAUAUAU
Molecule: messenger RNA, 1509 nt
Organism: Annulohypoxylon maeteangense
Lineage: Eukaryota; Fungi; Ascomycota; Sordariomycetes; Xylariales; Hypoxylaceae
Product: TPR-like protein
Exons: 1
Coding region: 206-1360 (384 amino acids)
Molecular function (GO): protein binding
Source: RefSeq, a predicted model, not a curated record